Messenger RNA from Syzygium oleosum, 901 nucleotides. RefSeq names its product endochitinase EP3-like. Gene Ontology annotation, molecular function: chitinase activity. NCBI's taxonomy places the organism in Eukaryota, Viridiplantae, Streptophyta, Magnoliopsida, Myrtales, Myrtaceae. The transcript is spliced from 2 exons. Bases 16 to 777 code for a protein of 253 amino acids. Gene Ontology annotation, biological process: cell wall macromolecule catabolic process; chitin catabolic process; carbohydrate metabolic process. The record is from RefSeq and is a predicted model, not a curated record.
ACACCCAUAUCCAGAAUGGCCAAUUCAAUCAAAACAGCAAGAGCUCUUCUAAACAUUCUCCUCGUGUCUGGCCUCAUGGCCGGAUUCUCGCCGGCACACGUCUUCGGUCAAGAUUCUGUGCUGUUGACCUGUGUUGCAGCCAGUACGGGUAUUGCGGUUCCGCAGAUGAAGGAUGUGGUGACGGAUAGCUUCUUUAAUUCAAUAAUUGGCCAGGCCGCCGCAAGUUGCGCGGGGAAGAGCUUCUACACUAGGCAAGCUUUCCUCAAUGCUGCCGGUGAUUACCCCGAAUUCGGCACAGUCGGGUCCCCCGAUGACUCUAAGCGCGAGAUUGCUUCUUUCUUCGCUCAUGUUACGCACGAGACUGGACAUUUUUGCUACAUUGAAGAGAUAGAUGGUCCCUCGAAAGAUUACUGUGACGAAACGAACACCCAAUAUCCAUGCAACCCCAACAAAGGCUACUAUGGUCGUGGUCCCCUCCAAAUAUCCUGGAACUACAACUACGGACCCGCGGGACAAAGCAUCGGGAUCGACGGCCUCAACUCUCCCGAAACCGUGGCCAACGACGUGGUUGUGUCUUUUAAAACCGCCUUCUGGUUUUGGAUGAACAACAUCCACUCCGUUAUUACUUCCGGUCAAGGCUUCGGCGCGACGAUUCGAGCCAUUAACGGAGGAGAGUGCAGCGGCGGAAACUCGGGUGCCGUCCAAGCUCGGGUCAAGUAUUACACUGAUUAUUGUAACCAAUUUGGCGUCUCUCCCGGAAGUAAUCUGACCUGUUAGAGAGCAUAGAAAACCAGUCUCUUUUAUGGCAUUAUAGCCAAUCUCGGUUAGACCCAUAACCAUACUCGAUUACCAAUAAUGUACGCCUCUUAGUAAUGGAUCUGAGAAAUAAAAGGAAUAUCAG